UGUGCUCAAGAAGAUCGCUUUAGUGAAGAUGAUUAAAUUUACUGUGAUAUUGUUCAUUUCCGAGAUAUUAGUUUAUUCAGGUACCGAUGGAGGAGGUGUGUUCCAUUACGGUCCAGAUGAACGUACUAUUUACGGAUGGCAGGUAAAUUUGUCAGAGAAUGGGACCGUGAAGAGGACUUGCAACGGACUGUUUAUUGGACCACAAGUAUUUCUUACUUAUGCUAGAUGUGUUGAGAACCUUCAAGCUAAUGAAUCCAUCUCUAUUGUCAAUACUAUAUAUGACACUCCAUCUCUAAGAACGGAUCUCACAGUCAAACAUGAGAAUAUAUACUUCGGUGAAUAUGUCAACAAAAUUUACAGUCCAACUACUCGACAAUUUACAUUAUUAAUAACUGAUCAACGAGUCCUUCCUAAAUCUAAAUAUAUGGCAAACACAUUUGUGAAGUUGGCUGCAGAGCCUUAUAAUGUCGAUUAUAAAAAAUGUUUCGUACAUAAAUUAGCUCCUCCAAUAAUUUCAGAAGUACAAUGCGUAUUCUCAAAUACCACUAAUAUCAAUGAUGGGCUAUUAGACUGCUAUUGUGAUGAGCAUUAUCAUAUAUAUGAAGAAACUAGUUUGUUUUGCCACUACAGAAAAACAACUGGAGGGAUGGUUCUUGCCGGUUAUGUAAUAAGUAGAGAUGCAGGCCACAUGACAGUUGUAAAUUUGUCCGGAUUAAACAUUACGUUAAUGUACAACGAGUGGGAUUAAUGUAUGAGUACUGAUCACCA
Messenger RNA from Microplitis mediator, 768 nucleotides. RefSeq lists its product as uncharacterized. Lineage: Eukaryota; Metazoa; Arthropoda; Insecta; Hymenoptera; Braconidae. Bases 29 to 748 code for a protein of 239 amino acids. The transcript has 3 exons. The record is from RefSeq and is a predicted model, not a curated record.